AUGACUCGACUCACCUUCCCCCUCCCAGCAGAACUCCGCCACUCAAUCCUCACCGACCUCCUAGUAUCCGACCCCUAUGCCCCUCUCUCAUUCAACCCCAUCCGCGGCGCCUACCGUCGAGAUCGCGAAUGCAUCGCUCAGCUCUUCGCACUCAUUCAAGUAUCCAGCGCCAUCCGCGACGAAGCCCUCGAGAUAUUCUUCUCAAGAAAUCAUUUCCAGUUCUCAACACUCCAUCCAUCAUCUUAUCGCGUCCCUAUAUCUUCAUCUCUCAUCCCGGACGUCAUAGAACCAUGGGUUCGAGAUGCGGUAUCCCGGAUGCAAUUCGUACGACUCCGAGUCUUUGGAAAACCACCGCACUUGCCGGCUCAGGUGCGAGAGAGUGUAGUCUAUACCACGGAAAUCCUGAAGAAAUGUAGGCUUAAGAGUUUACAUGUUAAUUUUGCCAAUCGCAUGAUGGUGUGUUAUGCUGAUGAGCUACGAGGGAGGGAACCGGGGAGACAUUGGUUUAGUGUUAUUGCUGCUUCUGGACGAUGCGAGCAUAGGCCGAGAAAACUUGCUAUUAAGCCUUCUUGGGCGGGCGUUGAAGCUGAAGUGUUGGAGCCGUUGAAGAGGUUGAGGGGAGUUGAGUACGUGAGUGUUUUGGGAAGUGUUACUAAUAGGUGGGCGCUGUAUCUGGAGAAAUGUAUUUUAACACCUCCUGGGGUAGAGCUAGAGGAUUACGAACCUGGUGAAGAGGUUCCGGAUCCUAGAUGGCCGAAUCAAGAUGAUGGCGCUCAAUCAACUUUGUUCGGUGGUUUUGGAUCAACUUAA
This is a messenger RNA of Glarea lozoyensis ATCC 20868, 810 nucleotides long. RefSeq lists its product as uncharacterized. Lineage: Eukaryota; Fungi; Ascomycota; Leotiomycetes; Helotiales; Helotiaceae. The coding region runs from base 1 to 810 and encodes 269 amino acids. The record is from RefSeq and is a predicted model, not a curated record. The transcript has a single exon.